Trichoderma citrinoviride is the source of this 429-nucleotide messenger RNA. RefSeq names its product HR1-domain-containing protein. Bases 1 to 429 code for a protein of 142 amino acids. The transcript has a single exon. Gene Ontology annotation, biological process: signal transduction. The record is from RefSeq and is a predicted model, not a curated record. Lineage: Eukaryota; Fungi; Ascomycota; Sordariomycetes; Hypocreales; Hypocreaceae.
AUGAAUGAGGACGAGGCCAUCCAGAACAUCACCAAGAAGAUCGAGCGCGAAAAGGCUCUGAUCAGCGCCGCCAAUCCCAUGCGUUCGCAGACCAACAACGAGGCGGUGCGCUCGCGGCUCGACUCCCAGAUGCGCGACGGCCGCCGCAACCUGCAGUUCUUCGAGGAGAAGCUGCGGGACAUCCAGAUGCGCAAGGUCGGCCAGGGCGUCGAGGGCAUGUCUCUGGGCGCCGACGACGCCGGCCGGCCUCCUCCGCCGCCCAAGGACGCUUCGUCGGCGUCGUGGGGAGACCAGCCCGCCUACGGCCAGCAGAGCCAGGUCGGGCCGCCCUCGGAUCUGGCACCGCCUCGCCACAACUUUGGUGCCCCAGGCCCUGGAGCUGCUCCCAAGGCUCGUCCCAACUUCACCAAGCUAGGUGCGUACAACUGA